Messenger RNA from Lotus japonicus, 3871 nucleotides. RefSeq names its product L-type lectin-domain containing receptor kinase IX.1-like. Gene Ontology annotation, biological process: protein phosphorylation. Gene Ontology annotation, cellular component: plasma membrane. The coding region runs from base 1623 to 3551 and encodes 642 amino acids. Gene Ontology annotation, molecular function: protein kinase activity; ATP binding; carbohydrate binding. The transcript has 11 exons. Lineage: Eukaryota; Viridiplantae; Streptophyta; Magnoliopsida; Fabales; Fabaceae. The record is from RefSeq and is a predicted model, not a curated record.
UAAUGUACACCGGCAAUUAGUGAUAACUGCAGAGGAAAACCCGCGUCCAAGCUCUUCAUUCCCUCAUUUUUUCUUCUCGUUUCCAUAUCUGAUUGCGAAGGCUAGGGAUUGUUCUACUUUCGUGUGAAAUUGAACCACAAGGUGCGUCAAUAGUCAGAGAAUCAGAGAGGACGGUGACGGCGAAUCAGAGGCGGCGGUCGCUGAACACCAGCGUUGCAAUCCAGAGGAACCGGAGCUUGGUCAUGGUUCUGGUGGUUGUCCAUAUGGCGGUGCGAAAAGACGGCAUCGAUGCGACCGUCGUCAAUGUUGCGUUGGUGGCUUUGUUCACCUUCAGCAUUUGGCAGGGCAACAACAUGCAGAUGAUACAGUACACUACAGAAUAAGAACCUCUCUUUAGAAUGGGAGAAAAAACAAAAGGAGAAACAAGCAGCUUUAGAUGAUGUUUACCACUUGUUUCAAGGAAAGUCUGAAUACUAGAAAAUCAUGGUGUUCCAGUAAAUUUUGAAGUUGCAAUUACAUUAUUAGUAGUAGUCUUACUCUGAGCUUUUGUAAUUCUUGAUUUGUGUGUGGACUACGAAAUUGUCACUUCAGAGCGUAGAUUAUAAACAUAUGAUCUUGUGGUGUGAAGAUGUUUAGUUUACUCCUUAUAUGUUAUGUAGGUGGACUCUUGAAUCGCUUGAACUUAAAUUUUAGAAUAUUCAUGGUGGAAGAAUUGUACUUCACCCCAUCAAGAAUGUCCCGUCCGAAUUUGAGCAUGUGGAAAAAGGGGAUGCAUUGCAUGGUUGAAUCAACUAAGAUAUCUGAGUGUUUGGCACUUUGAUCAAAGACUGCUUCAUGAGGAAGAUGCUGCUUGAUCUUGAAUAUCCUUCUUUUUAGUCUUUCUUCACAUUUGGUUAGUAAAGUUCUGAGUUGUUUUUUGUUGUAGAAUAAUAUUCAAGUGUUUUAAUUAAAUAAUGGCAAUGCCUAUUCUGAAUCUAGGGUAAUUGACAAGAAGUUUCUAUAUCUACUCAUUCUGCUCAUCUAUUUUAGAGCUUUUGUUUGUCUCUUCAUUUGGUUUAAUAUCUGGAAUUAAAAAGGUACCACCUCUCAUUUUGCUCAUCUAUUUUAAUUAAAUAAUGACAAUGCCUAUUCUGAAAGGGCUCUUGCAAGGGUACUGAUUUCAUACAUAUAGAAAUCAAGGGAGGUCUGGUUUAACUUAUAUAUGCAAGCCUCUUGUACAGCACACUUACAACUUUAAGUGAACCUGUCUUUCUGAUCUUGAGAGACGAAACACGUGUGAAUCCACAAGAAGAGCAAAAUUAUGCAGAGCUAUGCUUCAGGGAAUUUAGUGACAGGGUUAAGCACUGGAUCACAGGUCAUUAUGUUCCUUUGCUGGCUCAACUUGUUUGCCGUACAAACAAGGGAGUCAAUAAUCCAAAUAUAAAUUUUAAGGGAUUUAUGGUAAUGCAUUGACUGGCAAGGGCAUUGGUGCAACUGUGCAAGUCUACUAAAUGUGACCUGGUCACGGCGGCCGGAGCUAAAUCGGCGGCAAGGACGGUUUCCAAAAAAAAAAACAUAAUUUUGAGCGCUUCCAUAGGAAGAUUUUCUGGCGAAAGACAGAAACCAAACCUCGCUCAAAGUUCAUGGACGGCAUACAGCUUCUGUUGCAGCUGGAAACCAUUAAACGAGAGGUUGAUGAAAGAAGAAGCAUCUCUAGCCCUGCUGGUAAUCCCAACAUACUCUACCUAGGAUCUGCAGGAAAUAGUGAAGGAGAAGUUAAAUUUAACCUUAAUGAUGCGUAUGUAAGUCAAGUUGGAUGGGCAAUCUAUGCUGAAAAAGUGUUGCUUUGGGACUCAGACACAGGUCAACUCACUGACUUCACAACACAUUACACCUUCAUUAUUGACACUCAAGGUCAAUCUAAGUAUGGCCAUGGACUUGCCUUUUUUCUUGCUCCAGUUGGAAUUGAAAUCCAACCAAAUUCAGCUGGUGGCUUUCUUGGCCUAUUCAACACCACAACUAUGUUUUCAUCAUCCCAUAGCAAAAUUGUUCAUGUGGAGUUCGAUUCUUACCCAAAUCCUGAAUUUAAUGAAACGGUGCAGCAUGUGGGAAUCAACAAUAACUCAGUAUUUUCAUCAAAAUGGACACCUUGGAAUGCUAGCUUACACAGCACAGACACUGCUGAUGUAUCAAUUAGCUACAAUUCAGCAACCAAGAAUUUAAGCGUGUCUUGGAAAUAUCAGAUCACUUCUGAUCCUCAAGAAAUAACUAGCCUUUGGUAUCAAAUUGAUUUGAGUAAGGUCCUUCCUGAAUGGGUUACAGUAGGAUUUUCUGCAGCAACAGGUUCGGUCUUCGAAAAGCAUAAUCUUCUGUCAUGGGAAUUCAACUCCACCUUGGAAAGUAGUAAAAGUAAUACAAAGAAGACAAGGUUAGCUGUGAUUGUAUCUGUCUCUUGUGGUGUUAUAGUACUGCUAGCCAUAAUUGCAAUUGCAACAUAUGCAUUAUUUUGGAGGAAGAGAAAGAAAAGCGAAGAUGAGGCUAUGAAUUUAACAUCAAUGAAUGAUGACAUUGAAAGAGGAGCAGGGCCAAGGAGAUUCUCCCACAGAGAACUCGCUUCCGCUACCAAUAACUUCUCCAGAGACCGGAAACUCGGUCAAGGUGGGUUUGGAGCGGUUUACAGAGGCUACUUUGCUGAUUCAGACUUAACAGUUGCUGUGAAGAGAAUCUCAAAAGGGUCAAGACAAGGGAAGAAAGAGUAUCUAACAGAAGUGAAAGUCAUCAGCCAACUCCGGCACCGGAAUCUCGUGAGACUAAUCGGUUGGUGCCAUGACCGAGGCGAGUUUCUCCUCCUUUAUGAGUUCAUGCCAAACGGAAGCCUUGAUGCUCAUUUAUUUAGUAAGAGGAUAACACCUCUUGCUUGGAGCGUGAGGCACAAGAUAGCUCUUGGAUUGGCCUCUGCAGUGCUUUAUUUACAUGAAGAAUGGGAAAGAUGUGUGGUCCAUAGAGAUAUCAAGUCAAGCAAUGUUAUGCUAGAUUCUAGUUUUAAUGUGAAACUUGGUGACUUUGGGCUGGCUAAGCUCAUGGACCACGAACUGGGCCCCCAAACAACUGGGCUUGCUGGAACAUUGGGCUACAUGGCUCCAGAAUAUGUGAGCACAGGGAGGGCAAGCAAAGAGUCUGAUGUGUAUAGCUUUGGGGUGGUUGCUUUGGAAAUUACUACAGGGAAAAAAGCUGUUCAUGUGAUGGAGGAUAGAGAUGGAGAUCAAAAGGGAUUGAUUGAGUGGGUUUGGGAUCAUUAUGGCAGAGGAGAGGUAGUUAUGGCUAUGGAUGAGAGUUUGCAGAAGGAUUUUGAUUUGAAACAGGUUGAGUGUUUGAUUAUUGUGGGACUGUGGUGUUCUCACCCUAAUGUGAAUCUCAGACCGUCGAUAAGACAGGCAAUUCAAGUACUUAAUUUCGAGGCUGCUAUGCCAAACCUUCCUCCGAAAAGGCCGGUCGCGACUUACAAUGCUCCUACACCAUCUGUAAGCUCCGUAGAACCAUCCAUAACCACUAGCCUUCAUAUUGGUCGUUGAUUGAUACCGCCUCAACGAUAUCCUGCUGGUUAAACUAAGGCGCUUGGACCCUAAAUAGUAGAUCUAGCUAGAUUGCGAGGCAAUAGUUGAAGACUGAAAUGGUAGCUAGGUCACUGUAUUUUCAUGUCGAAUAGUAGGUUCUUAGGUGUUCCAUUUUAUAAAGAAAAUGUAGUAUCCGGCCGUUACAAUACUUGUUACCUUUUGCCCCCCGUCCCCUGGGAUUCUGGGAUUGCAAUACUGUUGACUGCACAUUACUUCCCAAUUUCCUGAAUUUCAAUUUUAUAGAUAAUAUUGGAUAUGUAAUUUGCUCUACUUUUCUA